Molecule: messenger RNA, 4985 nt
Organism: Labrus mixtus (cuckoo wrasse)
Lineage: Eukaryota; Metazoa; Chordata; Actinopteri; Labriformes; Labridae
Product: activin receptor type-2B-like
Exons: 11
Coding region: 512-2059 (515 amino acids)
Biological process (GO): activin receptor signaling pathway; protein phosphorylation; cellular response to growth factor stimulus
Cellular component (GO): activin receptor complex; plasma membrane
Molecular function (GO): activin receptor activity; activin binding; ATP binding
Source: RefSeq, a predicted model, not a curated record
GAGAGAGAGAGAGAGAGAGAGCUGCACUGAGACAGGGGGAGAUAGACAGAAAGGGGGAGACGGGCGGGGGAGAGCUGCUCUGCGGGCUGUUUUCACGCCUCCUGCUGCCUUCCUUUGAGUUUUGCGGACUGUUUCGGAGCCUGCAGCCAGCUGAGAGUGUGAGUGACCCCGGGCUGAGUCGCCGCUGCUGUCCGCCACGCAUGGCUCCGGAUCGGCUGGGAACUUCUCCGUAGAACCGUGCGGGUCUGGUGCGUUUUUGGAAGAGCAGGAGACCGGGGGGAGGAGGGGGCUGCUAGCUGGAUUAUUACACACACUACACACACACACACACUGCCCACACACACACAAAGCCCAGAGGACUAACCCCCGGGCCUGGCUGCGGGUCGCGCUUUUACGCAGCGUCUUUUUCUACGCUUCUUGAACUCGUCUUUUAAAUGCUGGAGAAGGAUCCGGGGGACGACAGGAGGACACCCGGCGGCGCAGCAGCGACCGUCUCCGACUGAAAGGGAAUAUGUGGCUCUCCUGGCUGACUUGUGCACUUCUGCUGGGAACUUUAUGUGCAGGACUCAGCGAUGGCGAGGCCGACACUGCCGAGUGUCUUUACUACAACGUCAACUACGAGAUCGAGAAGACCAACCAGAGCGGCGUGGAGCGCUGCGAGGGGGAAAAGGAUAAACGCUCGCACUGCUACGCCUCCUGGAGAAACAACUCGGGCUCCAUCGAGCUGGUUAAGAAAGGAUGCUGGCUGGACGACUUCAACUGCUACGACCGGCAGGAGUGUGUGGCCACAGAGGAGAGUCCUCAGGUCUUCUUCUGCUGCUGUGAAGGAAACUUUUGCAACGAGAGGUUCACACACCUGCCGGACGCCACCGGUCCACUGAUUAAAGCCCCGCCCAGCGUUGGCGUGCUAAAUGUGAUGGUGUACUGCCUGCUUCCUGUUACCAUGCUGUCAGUUGUUUUGCUCACUGCUGUAUGGAUGUACCGCCACCGGAAACCUCCCUACGGACAUGUAGACAUCACUGAGGAUCCCGGUCCUCCUCCAGCCUCCCCCCUGCUGUGUCUGAAACCUCUGCAGUUGCUUGAGGUGAAAGCCAGGGGGCGCUUCGGCUGCGUCUGGAAGGCCCAGAUGAUGAAUGAACAGGUGGCCGUGAAGAUCUUCCCCAUUCAGAAUAAGGACUCAUGGCAGAACGAGAGAGACAUUUUCAUGACACCAGGGAUGAGACAUGAGAACCUCCUGAGGUACAUCGGUGCAGAGAAGCGAGGGAGUCACCUGGAGGCCGAACUCUGGCUCAUCACAGAGUUCCACGAGAGGGGCUCUCUGUCAGACUUCCUGAAGGGAAACAUCGUCAGCUGGUCCGAGCUGUGUCACAUAGCCGAGUCGAUGGCGUGCGGCCUGGCUUACCUUCACGAAGACGUCCCACGACAGAAGGGGGAGGGGCCUAAACCGGCCAUCGCUCACAGGGAUUUUAAGAGUAAAAACAUCAUGCUGCGUACAGACCUCACAGCCGUGAUCGGAGACUUUGGUCUUGCCGUUCGCUUUGAGCCGGGGGAGCCACCUGGAGAGACCCAUGGACAGGUGGGGACGAGGCGUUACAUGGCUCCUGAGGUAUUAGAAGGAGCCAUCAACUUCCAGCGAGACGCCUUCCUCCGCAUAGACAUGUAUGCUGUGGGUCUGGUCCUGUGGGAGCUGGUGUCCCGCUGCAAGGCUGUUGAUGGUCCUGUUGAUGAAUACAUGCUGCCGUUUGAGGAGGAAGUUGGUCAGCAUCCGUCACUGGAGGACCUGCAGGAAGAAGUUGUCCACAAGAAGCUGAGACCGGCCUUUAAAGACCUGUGGCUCAAACACAGCGGUCUGGCUCAGAUCUGUGAGACGGCGGAGGAGUGCUGGGAUCACGACGCUGAGGCUCGACUGUCGGCCGGUUGCGUUGAGGAGAGGAUCUCCCAGGCUCGCCGCCUCACCACCAAUAUCGCCCCGCCUACCUCGGACCACAACGUUUCCACUCUGGCUCCUGUUCCCAUGGUAACCAACGUGGACCUACCGCCCAAAGAGUCAAGUAUAUGAGGAUCACGUUAAAAAGAAAAAAAAAACAAAAAACUUUUUUUGCAGGCCUGACGUUCCAAGAGAUUCUCCUCAACUUCGGUUCAUCCUCCCGUGAAAACGACUGAAUUAUCUCAGAAACACACACAUACACUCACAGACUGCACACACACUUCAUCUUUUCUCAGUGGAUUUUACAAACUUAAAGCGGAAAAUGGCGCGAAAGCAGCUGCUUUUCGACCUCUCUGGACUUGUGUUUUUGGACUUGUUACGUUCUCAUUUUUGGAUUGUCUCUCUCUUCGUCCUUUUGGACAAAUAUUACCAGCACACGUCUUCAUUUUCUUCGAGUUUCCUCGAGUCAUUCGUGUCUUUUUUUAACCAAGUAUGUGUGUGUUUUUAAUGAGAACACCAAGCAAACACGCACACACACACACACACACACACACACACACACACACAUUCACAGGAAAACCCAACACUGAAACGCAUUCAGGUCCCGACUCAGUGAAUGCUCUUUUAUCUCCAGGUACCUCAGCGAUGACUUUCAUUACUUUCGCCAAUUUUUUAAACCAUUUUUAUCGUGCAUUCUUACAUCUGCUGUCUUCUUCUAUUCCUUCAAAUCUGGACUUUUCUACCUACCUGGCAACUUUGCAACCAUGUCAGCAAGCAACCACCUCAAUCCGCCCACGGAUGGGAUGUUUUUUUUUUUUUUUUUUUUUUUACUACGAUGCUGCAAAACCCGUGUAGGAACGCAAUGACUGUUACAAAAACACCAACAGCGAACCUUCAGAUAUCUGUUUUUUUUCUACCUUCUCUUGGACUGUUUUUCUUUCCGAUUAUCCUCCUGAGACCACAUGCUACUUUUCACACAUGACUAACCUUCGGAUCCAACGGGUUGCAUCCAAACAGACAGGAAACAGGAAGUGAGGUCAGAAGGAAGGACGGGGAAAAAUAAAACAUACAAGGACUGGUCGUGAUUGUAUGAAGGUUUAUCUCUCUCUUUUUGGUGUUCGACUGUAAAGACUUGAGGUUGACGAUCAAGAGAGGUCCGACGGUUUUUCAGGAAACCAGGAAGUGAACAUCUUGCAUGCAGAGAUUUGAUUGGCUGACUGCGCUCAACCACAGCAUUUUGGUUGGCUCGGGAAUAAAACUUCUCAGGUAACCAGGUCUACAGGGGGAUUGUGACCCGACAUCAGCAGCAGGUUUCCACACAGUCUAGGCAAGGGGCAGGGCCAAUAGCAGAUGGGAGGAGCUUCCCUGAGGGGUCUAACCUAUUGGCUAUCCUGAAUAUGUUAAGGUGCCCAAACAAGGGGAACAAAUGUUACCCUGACAAGGUGCAUGACCUCGAUGCAUACAGUGGUUUAUGCUUUCAGGUCAAUGUGAGAGUGAAUGUGCAAAUGUGUGUGUGAGUGACAGAGAGUGUGUGAGAGAGUGAGAGUGUGUGUGUGUGUGUGUGUGUGUGUGUGUGUAUGUUAGUGAGUGGUACAAUGUGAACACAUAAGUCACAAGAUGUGACACUUUUUCUUUUUUCAAUUUUAAUUUUAUACUGUUUGUGCUAAAUGUUCAAGUUUUCAGUCUGGUUGUUUGUUUUCUAAAGAGGAGGUAAGUGACAGACCUGUGACUCUGAACUUCAACUCUAACGUCGCCCCCUUCUGGUUGAGCUGCAGUACUGCAACAAUCUGGCAAAAACGUAUAAACUGAAUUCUGCACAAAGUGCUCCGUUUUUUUUUUUGUCCUCUAACAGAAAUUGGCUUGCACAUAUACAUUGGCAACAUUUCUGUAUGUGCAGUUGUGAGUUCUCUUUCAGUGAUUGAUAUGGUAGAUGAAUUUCACCUGUCUUAUAAAAUAGAUGUUUUAUAAAACCUUUUUAUACUGUUGAAUAUAAGAUAAAAGUAAUUGCAUUGUUUUAAAACACGUGUCAUCAAAAAGUAAAAAAAAAAAGAUUAUUUUUAAAAGUUAAAUUAUUUUCCAAAAUUAUUCUAAAUAUAGAUUUAUCCGCCACUGAAAAAUAGUCCACAAGUAAAUCCACUCUUCCUUUUGUGGUUUGUUAAAAAUCCACAAAUGUUUAAAAAGUCAUUCAAAGUCUUCGGCCCUCUACUCACUGACCUCCUCUCCUCUCAUUGUCACUCUCUUUUGUCUUUCCUUCAACUGGGACCAAAUCCGGGGCGUCUGUCUGUUGCCUCGGAAACAGUGAGUCCAGUUCAGAAACUCAUGUCAUCCUUAAAAAAAAAAACAACAACACAUUGUUCCCAACAAAAAGAAGCUGAAACAUAAACAAGGAGCAGUGUGUUCUUUUUACAGUUCUUUUUGUUUGUUUGUUGUGUUUUAGUUCCUUCUGUGAUGCCAUACGUGUUAACAGUGAAUGUCGAUGAUGAUGAUGCUGCUGCUGCUGAUGAUGAUGAUGAUGAUGAUGAUGAUGAUGAUGAUUCACAGUCAAAGAUUUCUGUAUAUUCCUUUAUUUUAAGUUCAUUUGACUUGCGGUGCAUUGAACACAUGCAACACUCUGUCUUUGUACGAAGUCAGUGAAGCUAGACGAGGCAUUCGAGGAGCGUCGUGCGUUUCGGCUUCGGGAACGAAUAGUGCAGAAAAAAAAAAAGAAAGAAAAGCUGAAAGAAAAAAUACAAACAAAAAAAACCAAGUUGAAACAAUACUGCUCAUAAACCACAGAUCACCUCAAUACACCAGAAAUACCUCAGAAGACUUUUCUACGUGUUUUUAGUUUCUUUGACGACUUGUAGUCAUGAUAUUUUUUAUUCUUUGUUUUUGUUUCACUCUUUGAAGAGGUUUUUUUUUUUUUUUUUUUUUUCAUAAAAUCUACAAACUGAUUGAAGAUUAAUGCUACCAGGUAACAGCGAGACUCGAAACCUCCGUGUUGUAAAUAGUUAUUAGAGUGUGUUUUUGUUUUUAGACUGAACUGAACUGCCGAUUUCAUUAAAGCACCUGGACUGAG